AUGGGCCAAAGGACGUCAAGGCCGCAGACAGCAAGUGCAGAGGAGACCGCGGCGAGGAGGGCAGAAACGCAGCAUCAAAAAUGGCUAAGAGAACAGAGGGAACUCGUGACCCAAACAAUGCGAUUCUCGCAAGUAGAUCGCCCUUGUCCAAAAUGUAAAAAGAUGCAAAGAGCUGAAGAAUUUGAAACGCAUCUUGUUUGUUGCCUUACCAAGCCUGCACUUGAGUUCAAUACUGACGUACUAGAAGUUGAUCAAGGAGAAUGUAUCAUUUGCUACGAAGAUCUUCUCUCGCAACAAGUGAUUGCUAGACUACCUUGUCUGUGUAUUUUCCACGAACACUGUCUGAAAGACUGGUUUAAAGUCAGAGAGGAGUGUCCGAGCCAUCCAUCUUCAGAUGACUAA
Molecule: messenger RNA, 402 nt
Organism: Oikopleura dioica
Lineage: Eukaryota; Metazoa; Chordata; Appendicularia; Copelata; Oikopleuridae
Source: the annotation of a GenBank genome assembly